Messenger RNA from Trichobilharzia regenti, 1846 nucleotides. NCBI's taxonomy places the organism in Eukaryota, Metazoa, Platyhelminthes, Trematoda, Strigeidida, Schistosomatidae. The record is from the annotation of a GenBank genome assembly.
CAGAUUUAUCCGUAAGAAUAAGCAUGAAUAAUCAGACAUUAAUGGACUAUAACUACUGUUGAUGUGGUCCACAAUGACAAUGAAGAGUUGACACAUAUGAUAAAGAUUUAGGAAUUAUCAAAUCAACACUAUGCCACGUGUUAUUAUAAGCUGGGUACUUUUAAUAUGGAUUAUAUGCUCUUUCCUGUCUAUUCUGAUAAAUAUUAUAAGUUUUCUUAGUCCAUAUUGGUUAAUACGUAUUGAAACACCAGAAACGCGUCGUUUAACAACAUGUCCAUAUAUUUAUACGCAUAAUAAUAAUAACAAUAAUAAUAAAUCAGACAGAGAAAUGAUUCAGUUGACACCACCAUCUAUUGGACCAUGGUUUCGAUGUCAAAGUACCUGUUUAAAGUUAUUCAAUAAUAAUAAUGAUAAUAAUAAUAAUGAUAUAUUGAAUUGGGAAUUAUAUGAUGGUAGUUUGUUAAAGUGUCAAUUAUCUAUGUGGGGAUUUGGUGCUAAACCUGCUAUAGCCAACAAUAUAAUCUGGUUAUCUGGUUGUAUCAGUAUGAUUGGAUGUAUUCUCCUGUGUAUAUCAUUAUUCUUUAUUCUGUUGACAUUAUGUAAGCGAGAAAUAUGUGAUCAUAGUGUAUUCAGUUGUACUGGAUCAUUACUCGGCAGUGCUGAUCUAAUUCUUCUCGCCUCUUUCAUCAUGUGGCCAGCAGGAUGGGAUUCAGUGACCAUUCGUGAAGUAUGCGGAGGUAGUGUUGGACCUUAUUCAAAAGGAAAUUGUUCUAUAGGCUGGGCACCGUUAACUGCCAUGUUUGGAUUAAUUCUCUUGUUAAUCAGUGCAAUCCUGUCCAUUGCAGUAGACAAAUCAAUCACUACACAGACAGCAACAAGACAAAUAUUACUGAAUGGAAAGUCAUGCGUUUUUCUUCACUAAUGUACAAAUUAUGCCUGAAAUGAUGUGAGAUGAGAUAUUUGGUUUAGACAUAUUUUUACUGGCUUAUUAUUCAUACAGCUUAGAUCGUGAUUUAUGCUUAUACUGACAUAGAGAAGAGAAUAUGAGACAAAAUAUACAUACAUCCAUACAAAUUUAUGAUACUCUAUGUAAAUAAACAUUCCAAUUUGAUUUUGAUGCGCAAAAAGAUGCACACCUAUUUAAACAAAAUUUGUAAAGAAAUUAGCCAAAUUCAGACACUUUCACACACACACAUAUAUAACACUGAAUAGUUACAGUUGCUGAUAACCUAAUGUUGUUUGUUUUUGUUUGUCUAAACAUCUGCUAUUGAUAACUGCGUUAUCUCUAUGCUUGCUUUUUAGUUCUGAAUAAAGAAAAAUUGAAGAGAACAAACAGUUGUAAACCGAUUGUUCUGUUUAUUAUUUUACGAGAUAUUGGCUUUACAGGGGUUUGAUGGAUUUGCACACAUAGAGAAUUCAAAAUAAGUGAUUCGGUCAAGGGUCUCUUUUCCACUCAUUUAUCAUGAAGGUGUACAAGCUUAUGUACAUGGUGUGACAAAAAUAUUUAUUAAGUAUGUGGGUUUGCAGGGAUCUGAUUGGCUACAGGUCAGUUAGAGAAACGCUGGGAAACCUGUGAGUACUGGACAACUGUUUCCUCCGUUCUAGUUUGAGAUUGCACAGCCGUUACCUGUAACCAGUCAAAUCACUGAAAACUAACGCUCGAUAAUUAUUCUGAUAGUCACAAGCGGCUGGUUUUGUGCAGGAAGUUACCUGAAGUUCUAGUGGAAAGUCGUCACCAAGUCUGGUAAGAGAAUACUAUGACGGUGGUGGGCAGUUGCACUACAUAUAUUGUCAAUGUAGUUGAAGAUUGAACGACCAAUUCAUGGUUGUUUGCUCAAAACCAACU